Molecule: messenger RNA, 2895 nt
Organism: Penicillium digitatum Pd1
Lineage: Eukaryota; Fungi; Ascomycota; Eurotiomycetes; Eurotiales; Aspergillaceae
Source: RefSeq, a predicted model, not a curated record
AUGAAGACUAUUUCAGUUGACCCGAGCAGGAACACGCCUCCAAACCGAGACCUUCCACUGCUGACUACGACCCCGGCUGAACUUCCUUCAGCUAAGGUGACGAAGCUUCAUCCUUUCAACCCCGGCGAGGAGAACGCAGCCCUGUUCUUUGUGGGAACAGCCACAACAAUCAUGUCUGUUCACAUCUAUGUUGUAGAGAUUUAUCCGCGUAUACUGAUUCAAGCAGAGAAUGGAGUGGACCCAACUUCCUCCAUACAGGCGACCCUGUCCACCUCGGUCCAGGCGGGCCAAGUGAGCGCCUCACCGACCCAGCUAUCGACCUGCAUGACCUCCCUCGGAUUGAUCUGGUCCUUCUCUCCCAUUAUCACGAGUAGGUCUCAGAGGCUCAAGGUUAUCGAGCGGAUCACUAAGAUUGAUCCUGCCAGGGACCACUUUGAUGACAGGGUCGAGGCUUCCUUGAGACGUGAUCUACCUAUUAUCACUACACCACAUGCAGAGAAGCAUCUCACUUCUAAGCAACAGGACCCGUUUACAUCCGUAUCCGUGCUCAAUCCAUUUGAGCAGAUCAAUGUCAGCAUUCAAGGUACGGAAGGGCCAGGACAGCCCCGACUGCGUGUAGCGGGAAUGCCCGGGAAGCAUGUGCCUUCUAACCGAGUGGUAGAGAAAUUCAACACAGUAGCCAAUGUGUUUCCGCCAACCAACGGCUGGAUGCUUGAGCUAGGCCACGGCAGCACCAACCCUGCAGACUUUUCCUGUGGUUAUCGCAUCUACAUCUCCGGAGACACCCUCAUGUUCGACGAGCUCCGGAGAAUCCCCGAACGAUACGCAGGCCAACCAAUCGACCUGAUGCUCGUCCACCUCGGCGGCAUGACCGUUCCUUCUACCUUGGUAGGAAGACUGAUGGAACCGCUAGCGUUGACGGUGACUAUGGAUGCGGAGCAGAGUCUGUCAUUGAUUCAGUUGAUCCAACCGAACAUCAUCAUCCCGAUUCACUAUGAUGACUACGACGGAUUUAAGCAGCCUCAGACUCUAUAUCGGUCACAAAGUCAACGUCAGAAACCCUUACGGGAUCGACCGACUGUCAACGUUGUCGCCCCUGUCGACUCGUAUCGCAAAAAGGGCCGUGUCGAGCGCAGCGUCUCUGUCAAGGGCAAGCCAAUUUCCUUUCCCAUCUCACAACCCACUUCACCUGGACUUUUCAAUUCAAAGACCUUGAAGGAGUCCGACGAGUUUCUACCGCAUCCCCGGAAUUCCUACGCGGAGAACUCGCCUGAGACACCGCGAUCUCUCACCUACCAACAGGCUUACCGAACUUCCCGACCUUCCCAUCCUGCUCACGCCCAAAGCAACCUUGAGCGGUCACAGCAACCUGUGCAGCCGCUUGAAAUUCAACUUCAGCGGUCUACCGCCGACCCAAUUCGGCUUGAACCGUACGUCGGACUGUCGCCUACCGAUAUUGUCCCCGAAUCACCACGAUACGCGGCGCAACGUCUUCAUCGGGGACAGGCCUUCCCCCUUGCCCAGGAUCCUAUAUUGAAUACCUGGCCCCUAUUCCAGCAGACUCUCGAGCCGCUUUCUCCGUUACAAUCCGUUUAUCCUGACGCCAUGCAGUCUUCCGCGCAGGCAUCACUGAACCAGGGUCAAUUUCAGCCGCUGGACAGACAAAAAUCCGCAGGUUCUCCGCAGCAGAGUCGGAGUCGGCAGGGUAGUGAGUCAACCAAGAUGCCUGAUCCCGGACCCAAUGCACCUUACCGCGAGGAUUCCGGGGAAGUGGACUUGCGGGCAUUAAUUCAGAAACAUGAUGAACUACAGGCCAAGUAUUCCAAGGUGAAACGAUACUACUUUGAAAAAGAUGCGCAGGUUCAGCAUCUCCAGAACACGGUAGCGCACCAACGGAUGGCGGUGUCGCGUACCGUACUCGACGAUAAUGAAUAUGCCAGCCGAUUCCAGCGACUGGAUGGAGCGAUCAAAGAUCUAGCAUUUUCCGUGCGCAAAUUUUGGCACAGCAUUCCCUCCUGGCUUCGUGGCAUGGUCACCGACGAUGCAUUGUCGGUCGGCACGAAAGAAAUGACCGCGGUCGGACGGGCGGUAAUCAGCCGAUGGCUAGUAGAAGAAGCGUUCCAGCGUUAUUUCCAUCCAUCCUUGGAUUCAACCUUUAGUGUGCAGCUGAAGAAUAUCGAAAUGAACCUGCGACGGCAGCGACCGUCAUCCGAAGAAGACCGCGAGAAUGCCUCCGCGAGACUCUCCUAUUGGCGGCGCACGACCUUUGACGGACUGAAUGAUUCUUUAGUCGGACCAGAUGCCCAAAAAAAUCGCGCUGGGCUAGUCGAGCACCUUAUAGUGGAACUCGCUGCCUUUCUGGGAUCCCAGCUGCAUGAAAUCGCGUCGGCAGGGCUAGAAGCAAGCGUGCGCAUGAUCAUUGAGAACUCAGUGAACAUUAUCGAGAAGAUUCCCCUCGAAGCUCGUGACGUCUGCGUCGAUUACUUCCCACCGGGCGUCUCCCUCGUCGAGCAAUAUAUGAAGGUCGAAGGCCAACUACCUGCACUGAGCCACCCACCCCCACCACCCUCGGACCAAGACCAUUUUGAGGAGCCUGCCGCGGCAGAGGGAGAUGGCCCAUCCGGCUCAACCGCUGGAGGUAUGGAGAGUGCUUCCCCGGCCCAGAAAAAGCCCUCGAAGAAGUCCAUCUUUGGCGGGUUGAUAGGCCGCAAGCAUGCCUCGACCGAGAUCAGUCGUCCGGCGCAGGCGCCUGGACCAGCCGAAGACAAGAGCGAUCCUGCAGAGCUAGCUCCGAGCAGCCCACGUAUCCGGUUCGCAUCGUUCUUGGCGGUUGAAGUGCGUGGCAAAGGCCCAGCAACGGUACUGAUCAAGUCACCCGUGUGGCUGGUGGAAUAA